This is a messenger RNA of Anopheles darlingi, 2795 nucleotides long. RefSeq names its product peroxisome assembly factor 2 (gene Pex6). Lineage: Eukaryota; Metazoa; Arthropoda; Insecta; Diptera; Culicidae. The record is from RefSeq and is a predicted model, not a curated record. Gene Ontology annotation, molecular function: ATP hydrolysis activity; ATP binding. The transcript is spliced from 2 exons. Gene Ontology annotation, cellular component: cytosol; peroxisomal membrane. The coding region runs from base 87 to 2588 and encodes 833 amino acids. Gene Ontology annotation, biological process: protein import into peroxisome matrix.
UUUAAGGGCUAUGUUCCCGUUCGGUUAAUCCCUAUCCGAAAGAUAGGAGUAGUUAUUAAACGUUCCGACUUACAGGAAAUACAGCGAUGACUUGUGAUAAGAUUGAAAAGGAGGUGCGCCUGGUGCUGUUCCUUGCCCGGCUACGCUUCCCACGCUAUCCUGGCUACUUCUUCCCGGUGUACGUGCUGCUGCAGGGAAUCCGGAAACUGCGGUACGAUCUCAAGCUACGAUCGCUGGAUUUCUGUCUACAACCCAUACCGAACACCUGGCUAGAACGGUUGCAAGCGGAUCAGCUGGUCCACUCCGAGCACACACUGUUCGUGUCGCCGAUCGUGUUCCGGGAGUACGUAGUGGAACGUGAAAUCAACUGGAUCAACCUGGUGUUGAAGGUGGCGAUGCCGGCGGCCACAAAUGGUCCACAGGACAAGGGCUUAGUUUCGAUGAUUCUCAACAAACAGAACGUUUCGUUGCUGUGCCAAAUAUGUCCUCUUCCGGGCGUACCAGUUAACGCGCUGUGGGCGAAGGAGAAUUUGAUCGAAAAUCUGCGGGAACGGUAUCAGCGUGACGAUGGUCACUCGUUCCGUGGCCGUUUGCAACGCAUCACGGACGGGCAGCAUUUGCCAGAGAUUGUCGCAAAAGCCAACAUCUUCAUCUACCAAACACCGUACGAUCUUAGCUCGGACAUGGUCGAUUACAUAUUGGGACGGUACUUUGAGACUCCGCGACUACUGUACCGUAAUCACACCUACCAGGUACCGCUGACGGAGCGCUUCCUGGGAAACACCUUCUUUACCAAACAUUUUGCCAUUCUGGCGCAUAUGAAGGCCCUUUGGUUCAAGUGUUUGAACCUGGAUUCGACGGCCGGUACGUUCGAGAUGAGCGGAAUCGCUUGCAAAGGACUCACGACGCUACAGCAGACAACGACCUAUAAUAACUUCCUGCUACCUGAACGCCUCGAUGCAACCGCACGCCGACCACGCUGUCCGUAUGGGUUGCGGAAGCAUUUCGAUUCGCUGCACUCUUCGCUGCGUGCCUAUCUGCGGAUGGAGGGGAACGCACUUAUCCGGAAUGGUAUCUGGCCCGUGUUUAUGUUGCGCGGUGAACGAGGCAUCGGAAAGCGUGCCGUCCUUAAUGCCGUGGCCAGUGCACUCGGUAUUCCAAUCUACACCGCGGAUUGCAGCGAAAUUAUGACCUCGAUAAGCUCGCAAACAGAAACGAAACUAAGUAGCGCCUUCGGCAAGGCCAAAGUAUGCGAACCGCUGAUCAUUUGUUUGGAAAACUUCGAAGUGUUUGGCGUCGAUAAUGAGGGCAACGAGGAUCAGCGUAUUACAGGCUCGUUCCAGGCCGAACUAGCGACCCUCUUCGGACGCCAGUACAACCAUCCCGUGGUGGUCGUUGCGUUAGCGAACCAGAAAGAAUCAAACACACCCAAGCUCACCUCGCUGUUUCUGGAGGUGAUCACCUUUCAACCACCCACCGCUUCGGAACGGUUGAGCAUGCUACUCUGGAUUGCGCUCGGCCAGAGCCACCGUCUAGCUAGUAGCGGUCUGUCUAAGAUUGCUGAGCAAAGCCAAGGCUUCACCUUAUCCGAUCUGGAACUGCUUUACGGGAAUGCACUAGAGACAUGGCGGCAAUCUGCGGACGAACGCUUACAGGUGUCACAUUUUGAGACCUGUCUCGAAAAAAUGCAAUCUUCCUUCUCCGAUAGCCUCGGUGCCCCGCGGGUACCACGGGUACUGUGGUCAGAAAUCGGUGGUCUAGCCAAGCUGAAAUCGGAAAUACAAAACUCGAUCGGGCUCCCGCUGCGCCAUAAACAUUUGCUAGGACGAAAUAUGCGGCGUUCCGGCAUUCUCCUGUACGGUCCACCCGGCACCGGUAAAACGCUGAUAGCGAAAGCGGUCGCCACCGAAUGCAACCUGAGCUUCCUGUCCGUGCAGGGUCCCGAACUGUUAAACAUGUAUGUCGGACAGAGUGAGCAGAACGUGCGGGAAGUGUUCGAUCGAGCGCGGACCGCUUCACCGUGUGUCCUGUUUCUGGACGAGCUGGAUUCAUUGGCCCCGAACCGAGGAGUGAGCGGCGAUUCGGGAGGCGUAAUGGAUCGCGUUGUUUCACAGAUGUUGAGCGAGAUGGAUGGCAUCUCAAAGGAUCCGGCCCAGCAGAUCUUCAUACUGGCCGCCACCAAUCGACCGGAUUUGAUUGAUCCGGCACUGUUGCGACCGGGCCGGUUCGAUAAGCUGCUGUACGUGGGUCCGAGCAGCACGGUUGAGGAGAAGGAAAGUGUGCUGCAAGCGGUGACCGGUCGAUUCCGGUUAGCGAGCGAUCUUACGCUCAAAAAAAUUGCCGAAAGCCUACGCCAGGACAUGACGGGAGCAGACAUGUACUCAAUCUGUUCAAACGCUUGGCUAAGUGCGGUCCGGCGUACGGUGAAGGAAGCGAUAGCCGGAGAUGCCAUCGAUGAAAGACUCGGCGCGGAUCAGGUGAUCGUCGGCGAGGAAGACUUCCGGGAAGCGAUCAAGAAAUUCAUCCCCUCGAUCAGUCCCACCGAUAUGGCGUACUUUAAUCGAUUGAAAGGAAACUUCGGAACGUAACAGAGCUGGAAGAGCUUGCAAACGGGUUACCAUCCGUUUGGAUGGGGUUUUUGGGACGGGCAGGUGCACUGGUGAUUGGGAACUCCUACUGGUUUUUUAAAUGAUGGAAAACGCGUUGUUAUGUAGUUGUAGUAGGUUAAUAAAUUUGUGUAGCUAGUAAACUACUUCAAAUACUGAAGACCUGUCCCAUUCAAUCGGAUGUAUCGG